GCUGCUCGCGUCGCGCGGGCGCGUGUCCGUCCACCUAUAUAUACACGCCCGCGCCGCGGCGGGUGACCCCCUCCCCAGCCCAAAAACCCAAUCGCGUCGGCUGCAGCUUUACCCUCUCUCUCCGCUCCGCUUCGGCCCGGUUCCGCGCGCAAGGAUCGAUCGGCUGAGGUUCACAUAUCAUGAAUACAGUCUUUGUGAUGUCAAAACUUGUUGUACCAGAAGCUUCAUUCAAGAAGUACCUCUAGAUAAGACAUGGGUCAGAUUUUGGGUUUAGUGCAAGUUGAUCAGUCAACUGUAGCCAUCAAAGAAACUUUUGGCAAGUUCAAUGAGGUCCUGGAGCCUGGUUGCCACUUUCUACCCUGGUGCAUAGGGCAGCAGAUUGCUGGUUACCUCUCCUUGCGUGUGCGGCAGCUGGAUGUCCGUUGUGAAACAAAGACAAAGGACAAUGUCUUUGUCACUGUUGUUGCGUCUGUCCAAUAUCGCGCUCUUGCUGAUAAGGCAUCUGAUGCCUUCUACAAGCUGAGCAACACCAGGGAACAAAUUCAGUCAUAUGUAUUUGAUGUCAUUAGAGCUACUGUUCCAAAGCUGGACCUGGACGAUGCAUUUGAGCAGAAGAAUGACAUUGCAAAAGCUGUUGAAGAUGAGCUUGAAAAGGCAAUGUCUACAUAUGGCUAUGAGAUCGUGCAAACUCUGAUUGUUGAUAUUGAGCCUGAUGACCGUGUCAAGAGAGCAAUGAACGAGAUCAACGCAGCUGCUAGGAUGAGGGUGGCAGCCAGCGAGAAAGCUGAGGCCGAGAAGAUACUCCAGAUCAAGAAAGCCGAAGGAGAGGCUGAGUCCAAGUACCUGGCUGGUGUGGGUAUCGCAAGGCAGCGUCAGGCCAUUGUGGAUGGGCUGAGGGACAGUGUGCUCGCCUUCUCAGAGAACGUCCCUGGCACCACUGCCAAGGAUAUCAUGGACAUGGUCCUGGUCACCCAGUACUUCGACACCAUGAAGGAGAUUGGGGCCUCAUCCAAGUCCUCUUCAGUGUUCAUCCCCCAUGGUCCUGGAGCUGUCAAAGAUGUGGCGGCGCAGAUAAGAGAUGGCCUCCUGCAGGCCAAUCUGCAGUGAGAGAGGGCCCUGAGAAAAAAAAAGAGGAUUGGUUUUGAUUGCAAAGCAGUGUCGACGCCUCGACGGCAUCUAUUAUAUGGUGCUAUGAAGUUGUGAUUAUAUGAUAUAUAUAUAUAUAUAUAUAUAGAUAGAUAGAUAGAUAGAUAGACUUGCAUGGUUUGUGAAAGGUUAGUAGGCUUUAUAUCGACUGGAGCACUUGCGAGUGAACCUGGAUAUCCCAACUUGUCGUAGUGUUAGUUAUUUGGUGACCUCCUACUAUGCUAUAUGUUUUUCGUGAA
Molecule: messenger RNA, 1385 nt
Organism: Panicum hallii
Lineage: Eukaryota; Viridiplantae; Streptophyta; Magnoliopsida; Poales; Poaceae
Product: hypersensitive-induced response protein-like protein 2
Exons: 7
Coding region: 253-1107 (284 amino acids)
Source: RefSeq, a predicted model, not a curated record